This is a messenger RNA of Oncorhynchus gorbuscha (pink salmon), 1177 nucleotides long. RefSeq names its product arginine vasopressin receptor 2b, tandem duplicate, 1 (gene avpr2b.1). Gene Ontology annotation, cellular component: membrane. Gene Ontology annotation, biological process: positive regulation of vasoconstriction; G protein-coupled receptor signaling pathway; regulation of systemic arterial blood pressure by vasopressin. The record is from RefSeq and is a predicted model, not a curated record. NCBI's taxonomy places the organism in Eukaryota, Metazoa, Chordata, Actinopteri, Salmoniformes, Salmonidae. Bases 1 to 1071 code for a protein of 356 amino acids. Gene Ontology annotation, molecular function: peptide binding; vasopressin receptor activity. The transcript has 2 exons.
AUGACUUUCUUUACUUCAAAUAAUAGUAAUAUAAGUUUGGAAACUGAAUUGGCAGAAGAUGUGCCUCGUGAUGAGCGCUUGGCUCGAGUUGAAAUAGCCCUUUUGAGCAUCAUAUUUUUCAGUGCCGCAAUGUUAAACUUUGUACUGCUAUUGGUGCUGUGGAAGCGGAGGAAGCAGCUGUCGAGGAUGCGCGUCUUUGUUUUUCACCUUUGCCUGGCAGACCUGGUGGUCACCUUUUUCCAAGUUUGUCCGCAGCUGAUGUGGGAUGUAACGGACAGAUUCAUUGGUCCUGACAUAAUUUGCCGCCUGGUGAAAUACAUGCAGGUCGUUGGCAUGUUUGCCUCCACUUACAUGAUUGUAGUGAUGACCAUUGAUCGCUACCAAGCUAUCUGUAACCCCAUGGUGACUUUCCAAAGGCGCAGAGCGAGCUGGAACGUGCCUGUGUGCGUUGCAUGGUCCGUGUCCCUCUUCGGCAGUAUCCCUCAACUGUUCAUCUUCUCCCGAGUUCAAAUUGCGCCUGGUGUCUAUGACUGCUGGGCUGACUUUAUCAAACCUUGGGGACUAAAAGCUUACGUGACCUGGACCACUCUGGUGAUAUUUGUGUUGCCAAUCUUAACUGUUAUCGUUUGCCAGGUGCGUAUUUGCCGAGCUGUUCAAAUAAACUUUAACAUGAAAACACAUCAAGCAUCGGAAAUUGUCACCAAACCUCUGCACUCCAGGACCAGUAGUGUUGCUGGAGUGUCCAAAGCCAGGAUUAAGACCGUGAAGAUGACUGUGGUUAUUGUUCUUGUCUACAUUAUCUGUUGGACUCCUUUCUUCACUGUCCAGCUGUGGUCUGUCUGGGAUGUCCAAGCACCCACUGAGACUGCAACUUUCUCUAUCCUGAUGCUUCUGGCAAGUCUGAACAGCUGUGCAAACCCCUGCAUCUACCUGCUCUUCAGCGGGAAGCUCCCCAAGAGACUCAUGGCGGUGUGUGUUAGCCAGUCGGACAUGAAGGACUCCAUACAAGAAGAAGCCACUGUGGUCAGCUCCUUGUACAUCAGUUUUAAGAGCCUUUCCGAGUCCAGAUGAAACAAGUGGCACAGCGCUCUCUCGGGCUGAUAGAGCUUGAUGUAUACAGUUGAUGUCGGAAGUUUACAUACACUUAGGUUGGAGCCAUUAAAACUCAUUUUUCAAC